AGCAAUUUUGAAUCGCACGUGAUAACUGUGGUGCGUCCUUUUUGUCUUCUGUUGUUGCUGCCGGACGGUAUCAUCCAGCGUUGUUUGUGCCGUUGACUGCCUCUUAACACACACGAUUGAAGUCAGUGCCGACGACCACCAUAAUAUUAAUUUACAGCGCUUGUGUCGUCUCGAUUGUUCGCCUCAUUUAAAAUCGAUGUUUCGCGCCAAUAAGGCGUGGCUUGUCCUGACACCACGGCAGGCACUGCGUGUUCUUUCCCUCUCUCCCGCGGCAGAUCUCACCCCCGCCUCCAUUAAGAAGGCCUACAUCCAGCAAACACUGCAGUGCCACCCCGACCUACACCCAAACGACCCGAAUGCGAACGACAACUUCCGCAACCUGUCCGAUGCGUUUCGCAUUGCGCUGAAGACGUUGGAGCUGCAGCGAGGCGGCGGCGGCGCGUCCCGUGGGCAAAGAAACACAGACGGCCGAGGGGGUCUGUCCGACGACGACCUAUACGACCCGCAAGCCGCGCUCGAGUCGCUGCGGCAGGCAAUGUGGGCCUACCGCUCUCACCAGCAGCUGAGCGCCACCGCCGCCUCAGCCUCACCAGCCGGCACCGCCACACGCGCUUCUCCUCAUCCUUCCCUCGACGCGACGCAUGACGCGGCAGGAGGCGCCUUCGACACACCCACUUUGGAAGACGUCUCAUCUGUCUGCCAGCGCGAGGCCGUGGCGAUGCGGCGGGUGUACACCUUCUGCGCUGAUCUGCCAGCGGUGUUGUGCGGCAGCCACUCUGCCGCCCUCUUCGAGGCCGUCGCCUUCUUCCACACGCGCUACGUCGAGUCCAUGUCUGCGUGUGUCAUGCGGUUUGCCCAGAAUUUGCCGAUCUUGGUCCGUCGUGUUGUGAAGAACCGCCGCAGGUACGUGAACAACAAGUCGACCGCGGUGGUCCAAGGCAUCGGGACCGGCGCGCGACCGCUCAAGCGGCAGCGCAUCGAGGACAUGGCGAUGAAGCCGCUCGUGCUCAUGGGGGCCCUUAUCUUUGACCUGCCGGAAGGCUCCGUUGAGAAUUCGGCACGAGACGAUGGCUCGCAGACGAGCGGGAGACUUGACAAAAGUAGUCCUAACAGCAGCAGCACGUGCGGCGUGUCGCAGCCGUCCGACAUCCGAGUCACCAGCGAGUUGAAGUGUGUCGUGUACCCUGCCGACAGCAUCGUCGACAUCACGGCGAAGCUUGGGAAGUGGGAGGCGGCCAGCUUUGAGCGGCUCAAAGUUGAGCUCGCCAUCGUGGAUGUCAACCGCCUCCUUUCCGGGCUGCUCGGUCUGCAGGAGGAAGAGGCGCCCACCCAGUCCAGCUCGCACCUGUCGGUGAUGCCGCACCUGGCGGAGACACGCGCGGCAACGGAGAUGGUACUUCGUACGCUGCAGAGAAUUGCCACGGAUCUGUGCUACCACUUCGACCCCGACCUCGAUGCCACGGUCACCGAAGAUGUAAUAGCGGCGCUCCGCCUGCACGACACACCCGACACGCGGUCCAGCCAGCAAGACGACGCCGCGGCGGCGCUGCUGGAGCUGCCGGAGUUGGUGGCCCAGUGUCGCCGACUUGCCGCGCUGGCCCGCCCGACCAUGCGCGGCAGCACCAUUCUCACGUGGAGGUCGGAGGAGACGGAAGAGCUGGUGCAGGACGCAGCUGAGCUCGCGGAGGCGGCGACCGUAGCGGGAGAUGAGAAAGAGAAGCAACAGCAACAGGACCAGCGAGGAGGAAAGAAGAUGAAUGACUUCCCCAAGUUUUCGGUUGGCCGUCACCCGACGUGCUCCACCGCCGAGACCCUCUUCUUCUCCGUCUCGGUGGUGCUCACCAAGGAUCUACGCGCCUUCCUCCUCCGUCUACGGGGCGCCCUGAAGCAGACGAUCCAAGCCACCAACGAGUCGAAGGGUGUUCUCUUUGAACUUCUCCCGCUGCGGGAGGCAACCCUCAAGGAGGAGUACAUCGCGCUCCCCGUGACAGCAGCGGACGCAGGCGCCGACAGCGCCGAUUCGCCGUAUCGCUACCGCGGACCCAUUCACUGCUUCCCGCGUGUGCGCAACAUGGAAACGAAGCGGGAGUACGAGCUUUGGAAGCAUCUGUACGCGCAUCGCGAGUACAUCGCCCAGCACGCCUCCACAAUGAACCCCAUCAACGUCUUCUACGAAUGCUUCCCGUACGACCCAGAGUCGCCGGAGUGCCACCCACCGGCUGCGGGCGCGCCCGCCAACGUUCUCGCUGGAUGGGUGAGCGGCGGCGCCGACGGCUGCGACAACGUCGUCAUCACGGCGCAGCAGCUGGACGAUCCGGUGCACUUCAAGGAGUGGUUGGAGGAGGUGGUUGCGCAGUCGUCGCUGAACCGCGAGGCGGAGGAAGUCCUUGCGAGGGCCGGCGUUGGCUACGUCAGCCGCGACCCGGCACUGCCACUCGCCAACUUUCUCUCCUUCGCAAAGGUGUACGUGCAAUCUCUAGCGGUGCGUGGCGUGCUGGAGCGGCGGGGCGGCAGCACGUCUGCCACCGGCGGCACGGUGACACCAGACGACAUCGGCUUGAGCAUCACAGUGUCGCCCUCCCGCUGCGACGUCCGCGAUGGCGGUCGUCUCUUCCUUCCGUGGUACGUGGACCCGUCCAUCCUGCUGGCCCUCCUUGGCGAGCACACGUCGCAGCACCAGCUGCACGACUAG
Molecule: messenger RNA, 2692 nt
Organism: Leptomonas pyrrhocoris
Lineage: Eukaryota; Euglenozoa; Kinetoplastea; Trypanosomatida; Trypanosomatidae
Product: putative mitochondrial DNAJ-domain protein
Exons: 1
Coding region: 197-2692 (831 amino acids)
Source: RefSeq, a predicted model, not a curated record